AAAAAAAACACACACACACACACAAGAGAGAGAGAGAGAGAGUGUGUGUGACAAAACCUGCAGACUCAGGGUGGUUGGGACACGGGCAUGGCGGAUGGCGGGUGGCUUUACUUUGUCACAGUAAGGCGUGUUCAAUAAAUCUUCUACCCAGGUUACUGCAGACAAUUGGUUCCAAAGUUCAAGGGUAAGAUAGAGCCGGGAGCACCGCAGACAGUGUCUCACCACAAGAGGACGAGUGACAGAGGAGCGUCAGUGUGAUUCACUUGUGAAAUUAUAAAAGAAGUAAAGUCAUCGAUUUUGACAGGAAUAAACACAAAGACAUAAAAAAUGGCAGAAAGCGCAUCUCCAAAAGGCAGCUCUGGCGUCUUUGCUAAAAAAGUCCAAAGACAGCUGAGCAGAGGCAAAGAAAAGGUGCUGCAGAGGCUGGGGAAGAAUGUGGAGUCCAAAGAUGAUGAAUUUGAACAUUUUCUCCAAAAUUUCAGUGACCAGCAGAGUGAUGGGAACCGAAUACACAAGGACCUGAGGAGCUAUAUUAAUGCAGUGAGAGACAUGCGUGAAGCUUCCAGACGCCUCUCCCAGUCUUUGUUUGAUGUUUAUGAACCCGACUGGGCCGGAGAGGAAGACUUGGGACCCAUUGUAGAGGGGGAGGACCUCCUGUGGAAUGACUACGAGGUGAAGCUAUUAGACCAGGCCGUACGAACCAUGGAGUCUUAUGUGAGCCAAUUCCCAGAUGUCAGGGAGAAAGUUGCCAAGAGGGGAAGAAAGCUGGUCGAUUAUGACUCUGCCCGUCACCACCUGGAGGCACUGCAGACUGCUAAGAAGAAGGAUGACGUCAAGAUAAACAAGGCAGAGGAAGAGUUGAACGCUGCCAAAAGUGUUUAUGAAGGCAUCAACAAUGAGCUAAAAGACGAGCUCCCUGUGCUCCAUGAAAGCCGCAUCGGAUGUUAUGUGUCAGUCUUCUCAUCCGUGUCAAAUUUACGAGACAUCUUCUAUAAGGAAAUGAGCACGCUCAAUGUCAAUCUGCAAAAUGUGAUGAAGGAGCUGCAGGCCCAGCAUCCAGACAAAGUGUUUUCUCUCAAGGAACUGCAACGGUACGGCUCCCUGAAGAGACGAACUCUGUCCCCUAAGUUAUUGAAAGUGGGCUUCUCAGAGUUUCACAGGAGCUUCAGUCCUUUAAGCUCCCAGAGAUUUAGUUUCCGCUCCCCGGACAAAGCUCGUUCUGGCACGCUAUCCAGAGAGGGAAGCACUCGUGUAUCCUCCCAAAGAUCCUCGACCAGGGAUGCGGAUGCAGAGCUGAAGCCAGAGGAAGGCAGCAGUCAUGUGGAUGAGGAGAAGGGCCUGAAAAAUGAAGAGUCUGAGCCUCCUGCAGAGUCUGAUAAUGAGAGAGGUGCAGAGAAAGCCGCAGAGAGUGGCAGCAGGUUUGAACUGAAAAACUCCUCUGAUUCAGGGAGUUUGGAGCUCAAGCAUUCUGCAGUCGACAACGGCCCGCUGCACAUUGAAGAAAGUGAGGACACUCCCAAACCAAACGGACUGGAUAAUGGAGAAGUUUCUGGGUGUAACUCUGACGCUCAGGAGUUGGACGUUCCUCAAAAGAAUGCUGCUGCAGAAUCAAAAAACACAGUGGUUUAA
This is a messenger RNA of Scomber japonicus (chub mackerel), 1629 nucleotides long. RefSeq names its product bridging integrator 2a (gene bin2a). NCBI's taxonomy places the organism in Eukaryota, Metazoa, Chordata, Actinopteri, Scombriformes, Scombridae. Gene Ontology annotation, cellular component: plasma membrane; cytoplasm; phagocytic cup. The transcript is spliced from 12 exons. The record is from RefSeq and is a predicted model, not a curated record. The coding region runs from base 328 to 1629 and encodes 433 amino acids. Gene Ontology annotation, biological process: phagocytosis, engulfment; podosome assembly; plasma membrane tubulation. Gene Ontology annotation, molecular function: protein binding; phospholipid binding.